GUCGCGCGCUUAUUUAUUGUUUAUUUAUUUUUUGGUUUCUGUGCGUCUUUUCAAUAGAAAUCCACUCAUCUGAACAUCGGGAAGUUGCAGGAGCAGCAGCGUUAAAACUUUUGCACUUUUUUCAACACUGCCACUUUAGUUUAUAACCCAUAGGUACUCUCACUGUAUAGCGGCUGAGCCCGGACUCAGUAUCAGGGUCUUCUGUCAGUGCUAGAGAACGUACGCUCAUACAGAAGGUGCACAGCCAGCUGUACCGGCCCCCUUCAAGCUCAACCCCUGCGCUAUGAGCAGAGGUAGAGGAGGGCCUUCGAAAGAACACUACCAUAGGCAUCCUCCACCCCUCCUACAGGCCAAGGAGAAUUACUACAGACCUGGCCCUGACUCAUUCUUUCCCAGACCUGGUCCACAACAAGCCCCAUAUUCAAAUUACUACUACAGCCCUGGCCGCCCUGCAGUGCCUAUACGGCCCCCAGCCCCCUCUCUCAUCCACUCAGCUCCACCUAUAUCAAGCCACAAUAAAGUCGAUCCUCAACCUGUAGCCCUUAACAGCUCACACAACCUAAACUACAAUCCUAGUGCUGUUCCCAAUUCCUUUCAGUACCAACAGGUAGAGUUCCUCAGAGGACAGAUCUCUGAGGCCCCACAGUUCAGAGGCAGUCUACGAGGAGCUGGAGCAGGAGGAGGUGUACCUGGGAGGUCGCUUAGUUUCUCACACCAGCCACAGUCAGGGUACAGUAGAUAUCCAAACCCUAGCAGCAGCCCCAGGGGUAGAGGGGGCUAUAGAGAGGACCAGUGUUUCACAGCCCCACCCUCUGUUGGAGUCCCUAGAGGCACACCAAGCCCCCGACACCUGAAUCAAAACCAGUCACAAGUAAACAAAAACACCAGCCAAUACUCAAACAGACAGUGGUGCCUCCAGGCAGACUCUGUUUGUGAUACAUUUAAGAGUUUGUCCCUUCAUCAAGAGCAGCCUAACAAAGGAAGAGAGAGGUUUAAUAAAUUCACUGCAUCUCAGGGCUCAAAACAUUUGAGCUCUGGUAAACAGAACAUCACUUUCACCCCUGACAUCCAGGAUCAGGUAUACAGGGCUUUGGCUGCUUUGAAGCCAAGUGAGACUAUCUCUGCAAAAUUGUUGGCCAGAAAGAUACGUCUGCCCAAAGGAAUAGUCAACAAGGCUCUCUAUUCUUUGGAGCGAUCACAAAAGGCCUCAAAACAAGGACUUCUUCCUCCUGAGUGGAGUCUUUUUAGAGAACCCAUCAAAGGUGAAGAAUAUCAAAAGGUCCAAAGUUCACCGUCCCAUCGGUGCGCCAGUCCACAGGACACUCAAAAUCCUGGAACCAAAACAGAGCUUAGAACAGAAACAGUAGAACACAGGGAACAAGCCAAAGACAAGGACUCUGAGUCGGACACAGAAUCCAGUUCUUCUUACUGCUUCUCCUCAGUGUCAUCUGACUCCGAAGAUUCUCAGUCAGCAAGCAGUCAGCAUCAGGAGAAGCAGCAUCCCAGCACUAACAGCUCCCCUGAUCCAGCACACAAACACCCCACAAUGGGAGACCAGAAGGAACUUGUUCUGCAGUAUCUCCUGGAUGCAGAGAAUGCCACUGCUCUUGUUAUAGCCAAAAAUCUGGGUCUUAGAAAUGCCAAGCAGGUCAAUCCCACCCUCUACGCCCUGGAGAAGCAAGGUGAUGUUGUUAAGAAUAGUGAUGUCAACCCCCCUACUUGGGAACUCUCCACCCACCGCAGAGAGAGGAUGGAAAGAAGCCUUAAAGCUGCACAAAGAACUCAAGCGGAGGAGAGGGAAAUGAAGAAAGAGGGCAGUAGAGAUGAGAUGGGAGAUGAAUCCAUGUGUGUGCAGUCAUCACCGCAACCAUCAUUACCAGGCCUCGAGUCACUGCCACUUCCAGAGGGUUGGAUGCCAGAACAAAGCCACAGUGAAGUGUCCCAUUCUUCCCUCCAGCUUCCCUCCUUUACUUCAUGUCAAGUUGAAGAGGCCAAUGAAGGACAGUGGGCCACCGAUGACAUCCCAGAAUUCCUCAAUGCCAUUCGCAGAGAGACAGAUGCAGAGCGAAAGGUCUCAGCAAAGCCCAACUCCGUGGGAACUGUUGCUGUCUCAAUAGCUGCUCCGCCUCCGCAAAACUUGUGGGCCAAAUUGCAAGAGGUCAGGCUGAAGAACCCCGUCAGUGGCCUCAUGGAGUAUGCCCAGUAUCUGGGCCAGACCUGUGAGUUCCUACUCCUUGACCAGACAGGACCCUCUCAUGACCCAAGAUUUCGUAUGCAGGUGAUGCUCAACGGGAGGCUGUUUCCUAUUGCAGAAGCAUCUAGCAAGAAAGUUGCAAAAAAAGACGCUGCUGCAGCAACCCUGCGCAUUCUUAUUGGAGAGAUUCAGGGAGGGGCAAACACAGGGGAUGAAGGAAUCCCUGCUAGUCUGGACCAAGUCAUGGAUCUACUUCAAGACCCAAGUGGACCCGGUGAAGGUGUUUUGGGGACAGGUAGUGCAGAAGGGGUGGGGGUGGUUGAGGGACCUCGCCAGCCCCUGUCCCGUUCUCUGCCAGGUGGGAAGAAUCCAGUGUCUGUCCUGAUGGAGUACAGCCAACGCAGUGGAAACCCCAUCGAAUUCAUCAUCACUGGCCAGGCAGGCCCACCACAUGACCCAAGGUUCAUGUACAGGGUGAAGGUUGGAGAGAACUUAUUCGCAGAGGCUUCAGCUCCAAGCAAGAAGGCAGCCCGCCAGCUGGCAGCAGAAGAGGCAGUCAAAGAAUUAAUGGCUGAAGGAAGACUGCAACCCAACAAGCCUCAGUUGCCCCUGGGUUCUUUAAGUGACAGUGAUGGCAGUGGUUCUGGGACUACAUGCCCCGCUUUGCCCCCUCUAACUGCAGAUGAGUUGAGAGCAGCUCAUGAGGCCGGGGUGGGAGACCUCAUCAACCACCUAAACAACAAUGCAGUGUCUGGUCUUUUGGAGUACGCCAGAGCCCGGGGGUUUGCUGCUGAGAUCCGCCUGGUGGGGCAGUCUGGGCCUCCACAUGAGCCCAAGUUCACCUAUCAGGCUAAGCUUGGUGGACGCUGGUUCCCUCCAGUCUGUGCAUCUAAUAAGAAGCAAGGAAAACAGGAAGCGGCAGACGCUGCUCUACGGGUUCUGAUUGGAGAGGCUGAGAGGGCAGCAAGAACUGGGGAGCUUAUCCCAGCUGAGCUUCCAGUGAGUGGCAGCACUUUGCAUGACCAGAUAGCAAUGUUGAGUCACCAGCGUUUCAAUUCCCUGACCACACGUAUUCAGCACAGCCUUCUGGGACGUAAGAUUCUGGCCACCAUCGUCAUGAGGAGAGGGGAAGGCCUGGGGACUGUUGUCAGCCUGGGAACUGGGAAUCGCUGUGUUAAAGGGGAGGAGCUGAGCCUUAAAGGGGAGACUGUUAAUGAUUGCCACGCUGAAAUCAUCUCCAGAAGGGGAUUUGUUCGGUUUCUGUACAGUGAGCUGCUCAGGCACUAUGACGGCGCAGACAACAGUAUAUUUGAGCCUGCAGAGAACAACAAACUGCAAAUCAAAUCUGACAUCACCUUUCACCUCUACAUUAGCACAGCCCCAUGUGGAGAUGGGGCUCUGUUCGAUAAGUCGUGCAGCGAGUCAGGGGAUGAAGUUGAGGGCCACCAGCCACUGUUUGAGAAUGCUAAGCAGGGAAAGCUCCGCACCAAAGUGGAAAAUGGUGAGGGCACUAUCCCUGUGGAGUCCAGUGCAAUUGUACCCACCUGGGAUGGCAUCCAGCAUGGUGAAAGGCUGCGGACCAUGAGCUGCAGUGAUAAGAUUCUGCGGUGGAAUGUAUUGGGCCUGCAGGGGGCGCUGCUCUCUCAUUUCCUGCAUCCCAUCUACCUGAAGUCAAUCACACUUGGUUAUCUGUACAGCCACGGACACCUGACACGUGCUGUUUGUUGUCGACUUGCCAGAGACGGUGAAGCAUUCAUACAGAGUCUUCCUUCUCCGUUCAGGCUCAACCAUCCAGAGGUGGGCAGAGUGAGUGUGUAUGAUUCCACACGUCACACUGGCAAAACCAAGGAGUCUAGCGUCAACUGGAGCUUUCCAGACCAGCACAGUGUAGAAGUGCUAGAUGGGACCAAAGGCAAACUAGAUGGGAACAAACUGGCCGUGUCUCGCGUGUCCAAGUCCAACCUGUUCUGCCUGUUCCGGACCUUGUGCCAGCGGUGCGGCCGCAAUGACCUCCUCGCCAUGCCUUCUUAUAACCAGGCCAAGAUGUACGCCAUGUCCUUCCAGCUUGCCAAGCGGCAGUUCUUUGAUGCGCUUGUUGUCCAUGGUUACGGAGCCUGGAUUGGCAAACCACUGGAAGAAAAAAGCUUUGAGGCAGGUGAGGGAACUGGGAACAAUGGGGCAAAUGUCCCUGCAGGCCACGGCAGCAGUAGAAACGGAGGAGCAAUGGAGUUCAAGCAAGAGGAGGCAUAGAAUGGGGAUGGCUGUAUGGUUAAGUCAGUAAUAAACAUAUAUGGGGGGUGAAAAGCACAAGGCUGGGGCAUAUCACAAGGGUGAACGCCUAGAGAUAAAAGGACAAUCAGGCAACGUGUAGCCAGCAGCCAGAACUGUAUCCUCUGAUUAAAAAUGGUUAAAGGCUUCAGUGAAGAGUGAUGGUAAAGGACAUAACAAGUGAGAGGAAGAGAAGAGCAGCGAGGAGAUGAUGAGGGAAAGCCUAAAGGAUGAGUGUCGUCACAGUAAAUGGAAAGCUCUUGAGAGAUCCAAGGAGUGCAUUAAAUAAUCUUAAAACUACACGAAAAGGAAAUAAUUAGUUAUCACCAUUGCAAACUGCUACAAAACUGUAUUAAUUUAUUGGACAAUUAGAGGUAUUCGCAGUAAUGGUGUGUAAUUUCCCCAUUGGAUUUUCAGAUUUUCCUGGUAGUGUCAUGUCCUUAAGUCAGAGAGGUGGCAGAUGAAAGGAAAGACCUAUAUUAAAGUGUUCGUAAGUAGUUGGGCCAGUUGUUUCUAAAAUAUCCCCCCAUUUGGUGUUUUGAUGAUGGCAGUGGAGAUCUCGGGCUAAUAUAUCAGUCCCAAAUCCCCCAAAACGUUGACAGCUGGUGACUGUAAAGACCAGAGUUUAUGAUUCACAUCAUUUUCAUGCCUCAAUCAUCCAGCGGUCCUUCAUACCCUCUGGAUGGGGGGCAUUGCUAUCCUAGAAGAUAAAACUCCUGUCAGGUUUUUCCUUUCAUUUGUCACCCAUAUGUAAAAAAAAAAAAAAAAAAAAAAAACAAUAAUAUAUGUUUCAUUGAUUGGAAUUGCAGCCAACUAAUUGGGACAGUUCAGUUAUUGGACAAGCUGACAAGGGCCAGUAAUUGGAAUUCAACCUAAUAUGACCUGUUAUUGUUCUGUUUAAACCGUCUGUCAUGAAAUUAUAAAGUUGCUCCCUGUUCUACUGUCUGCAAAUAAAUACAUGAUGUAUGUAAAAAGGAUGGCAGGUAAAAACAACACGACACUCGGAGCAGUAAAAUGUUUGAGAAUUGGACACUAGUUAGAUGUCAGAAAUAAGUCUGGAAAAUAGUUCUUGCUCAGUAUCAUUUUAGCUAAUUGUGUACAUAAGAAGCUUUCGCUGCACAUGAGGUAACAUCAUUGCCAUUUUUUUCCCCAGAUCAGUGAUGAAGCAAACAUUCACUCUGAUAUUUGAGGCUUAAUCUCCUGUACAGACGCUGCAGUUUUUAAUUUCUGAGUUAAAACAGAUGUAAAGUUGAAAGUUGAUGUCCAUCCCAUCCUCAUUUUGUUGCCAUGGUUUCCGGUAUAGAUGAGCGUGCCCUUUGAUCAGUUCUAUGUUUCUUGUGCUGACCUCCUGUCAUGAUCUCCAAGAACUAUAGUAUUUGUUUUGAAUCUCUGCGUGUUAUUUGAGUUUUUUCCAUUUUAUAUUCUGUUGUGUUAUUUUAUCCAGUUCAUCAACGCCUGGCCAUGCCGCUAAAGUCCAGGGAAGUCUUAAAUCUCCUGCCUGCAGCAUGUCUGCAUAUUGUUUUAUACAUCUUAUAAUCACAUAUGUGGUGAAAAGGCUUUCAGUUUCUCUCACGUGGCCAGGUCUUGAUGGACCACAAAUUGAGACAAUUUUGUUGUCUGAAGAAAUGUCAGUUGUUUCUUUGGUAUCAGUUAGGUGGAUUAUGCAAUAUAUACAUCAAGAAUACACACAUGCAUAAACACACACGUACAGUCAGGUCUACGAGGCUGAGUCCACUUCUCAUUAUGAAAAUAAAUAAACAGCUUUAUUAUAAUACACCCAUAAAAAUAAUAACAUUUAAUUUAUUUUUUAAGUAAUUUAGUAAGUAUAGUAACGAUAUUAUGGUUUCGUUUAUUACUUUUUAAAUUUUCAGUAUCCUAUUUAAAGUCUGGAUUCAUUUGUCACUUUUAUACAACAGAUUUUCCUUUCUAUGGUUAAAGUCAAACAGUCACUCAAUGUCUAAAACAAUUUACAGUGUUACAAAAUUCAAGCAGCCCACAAAAAUAGCUGAAAAGUGCAGAUCUUAAAUGCAUUGAAUCCUUGCAUUUCUCAUUUGGGAACUCAGACUUUUAGACUUCACUGUGUGUGUGUGGAUCAUGUAUGCUAAUGUCUGUGUGUAUGCAUACGUGUAAGUUUAAUGUCUAUAUUUUGUAAAUCACCUACAGUUGUUCAAGAUUAUUUGUUGUUUUAAGUAAACUUUACUGAAAUGUGUAGUUUUUUUCUACCAAUGAAAUUUGAAACUAAAGAAUACAAAAAGUA
Sphaeramia orbicularis (orbiculate cardinalfish) is the source of this 6719-nucleotide messenger RNA. RefSeq names its product adenosine deaminase RNA specific (gene adar). Gene Ontology annotation, biological process: RNA processing; adenosine to inosine editing. The transcript has 16 exons. The record is from RefSeq and is a predicted model, not a curated record. Gene Ontology annotation, molecular function: double-stranded RNA adenosine deaminase activity; adenosine deaminase activity; double-stranded RNA binding. Bases 284 to 4444 code for a protein of 1386 amino acids. Gene Ontology annotation, cellular component: cytoplasm; nucleolus. NCBI's taxonomy places the organism in Eukaryota, Metazoa, Chordata, Actinopteri, Kurtiformes, Apogonidae.